Molecule: messenger RNA, 870 nt
Organism: Cercospora beticola
Lineage: Eukaryota; Fungi; Ascomycota; Dothideomycetes; Mycosphaerellales; Mycosphaerellaceae
Source: RefSeq, a predicted model, not a curated record
AUGUCGGACAUCGACGACAGCGAGCGCGGCGCCGACCCCUUCAACCCGGCCAUGAAGUUCGUCUCCGGCGGCAACGUGGAGACCUUCACCAAGACCCCCGCCAACGUCUCCAGAGACUACUUCGAAGGCCCAGCACCACCAGUCAAGCCAAGCAAAGGCGGCAAAGCCGCCGCCGCCGCGGCCAAGAAGCGCAAGUUAGGCGCCGCAGAAGAAGACCAUCCUGCCACUCCAGCCAACAAGCGAGCCAAAGGCAAAGCAGCCGCAGCUGCUGAUACUCCAGACUCCUCGGCCGUCAAACCAGCAUCGGCCCGUCAGAAGCAGACUCGAACAUACAAGGGGAAGAACGCAGUUUCUAGACCCAUCCCUAGGACUUUCGAGGAGUGCGAUGAGGUCGAUAAGAUGUUGAUCGAGUGGCGCGACCAGAAGAAGGAAUGGGGUCCUAUCAAGGCCGAGUGGAAGCGUUUGACUGGUGAGGCAACCGCUGUGAGCACCUUGCCGAAUCGCUAUACUAGGUUGAAGACCAACUUCGCUGUCCUCAACGAAGAAGACAAGGGCAUUCUGAUCCAAGCCAAGCGCGAGAUCGAAGACUCCUUCCAGGCUCAGAAGUGGUCAUUGGUUGCGAACGUCCUCCACUCCAAGGGCGGAAGCGACUACACCUCGUGCCCCGUCAUUCUCCAGCGCCAGUGGAAGAAGCUCAUGCUGGCCGGAGGAGCCACGAUGCCGCCAGGAGUGAGAGACAAGGACUUCGAAGAGACCCCUCCCGGAAGCGACGCCGACGACGACGACGACGAGAACGGCGGACAUGAUGGCGAGCUUGUCGGUGAUGGGGAUGGUGAGGAUGACGACGGAGAUGAUGAAGACGAGUAUUGA